Acanthamoeba castellanii str. Neff is the source of this 693-nucleotide messenger RNA. RefSeq lists its product as uncharacterized. NCBI's taxonomy places the organism in Eukaryota, Discosea, Longamoebia, Acanthamoebidae. The annotation marks the transcript as partial. The record is from RefSeq and is a predicted model, not a curated record. The transcript has 4 exons.
AUGAUAAUCUCAACGACACAUGGGCGACAUCAGCGGUUGAUGGCCAGCGGGGCUCUUCUGCUGCUGGUUGCAAUCAUCUUCGCCUGCACUGCCGGGAUGGUGGAGGCCCAGCGCGGCCCGCUGCGAGGCACCAUCACGCGGCUGGUUCCCGCAUCGGCUCCCCUCAUGUGCCAGGACUCAAUUCGAGCUCUGGGCACCGACCUGCAAGCAAACGCCUCCUACGAAAUCGAUUGGCAGACGAGCGUGUUGUUCUGCAAGUGGGUCAACUCGACCGAGCUGGCGUGUCCACAGGCGCCCCUCACCAGCCCGGGCGCUGUGUCCAUCGUCAUCAAGAUCGGACCCAACAUCAUCAGCCCCGCCAACCUCACCUUCCUCUUCUACCAGCCGCCGCAGCUGCAGAGCCUGGACCCGCCGUCGGGCAGAGUGGCCGGAGGCUACGACGUGCGCAUCUGGGGAUACGACUUCUUCCCAAACCCCGAAGACGGUAUUCUGUGUAAGUUCGGGAACCAGGUCGUUCCGGCGCUGUUCAGCAAUCAGACGCUGCCGGUCCAGAACAUCACCAGCCCGUCACCCACCACGUCUCCCGGCAAGUUCGUCGCACACGCCGCCGCCGCCGCUUCCCCCACGCCCCAGCCGAGCAGCUCCUUCAUGAACAGCGUCGUCUGCCUCGGCAUUCCACGCGCCAAGUCAGAG